This is a messenger RNA of Penicillium digitatum Pd1, 333 nucleotides long. The record is from RefSeq and is a predicted model, not a curated record. NCBI's taxonomy places the organism in Eukaryota, Fungi, Ascomycota, Eurotiomycetes, Eurotiales, Aspergillaceae.
AUGGCGGGCGACGAGUAUUCCAUCGGCGGCGGCAAGCUCAAGCUGAAGGGGAGUAAAAUCAGCGGAGGACGGUCAGAGUCAACGCCGGAUACCGAGCGGCCAGAAAAUGCAAAGGGUGCGGGUAGGAGGUCUGAGGAAAAUAGAGAAAAGGAAUGGGAUGCGCCUGGGAAGACUGAGGCCGAGAAGAAAGCCGAGGAGAUUCGUCGGAAACGGUUGCAUGAGCGGCUCCAGCGCGAAGGUGUCAAAACCCAUAAAGAGCGUGUGGAGGAGUUGAACAAGUAUCUCAGUCGACUAAGUGAGCAUCAUGAUAUGCCAAAGAUCGGACCGGGCUAA